GACAAAACGCCCGAGAAUAGGGAGGAAGGACGCAUACAAACAAAGCUGGUUCGUGUGCGUCCUUCUUAUCCCUUUGUCUUGGAUUUUUUAAUUAUGGAUUUACGCCACCAUUAAAGCGUGCGGUGCGGAGCUACUUUGCUCUGCGGAGAUGACCGCUGUCUGUGGAAAUAUGUUCAAAAUGGAUGGAGGCGCGCGUUCCUGUUUCACGUUUGUGAUCCUUUAAAAUAUAUUUCCCCCUCAAGAAAAAUACUGUUCAACUGGCCGUGCUCAACGGUUCUAUAUUUAUAUGCAAACCGUUGGAUCGGUUAAAUACCCAAUAUGUUUUCAAACAGCACCCAGUGCAAGCACUGGAUGUUUAAAGACGAUCAACAAGUAUCAAGGCUGCGUCAAGAGGCAAACUGUAGAUUUAUCGAACGACAUAAUGACGAAUCCCGCUCUCAGGAUAGUCCUUACGAGCACUUCCUGACAGCGGACGAAGAGCGUAUGAUAUACAAGCACUAUGAAUUCACAUUGAGGGAUUUCUGCAAGAAGUUCCAACCCCCUGUGCCACGCAGUGUCAUUGGCACGUCUUUCCACUAUUUCAAACGUUUUUACCUCAACAACUCUGUGAUGGAUUACCACCCCAAGCACAUGCUAGUGACCUGCGUCUACCUGGCGUGCAAGGUCGAAGAAUUCAAUGUCUCCAUAGCGCAGUUUGUGAGCAACUUGAGAGGCGACCGUGAGAAGGCAACCGAUAUCAUCCUCAGCCACGAGUUGUUGUUAAUGCAGCAGCUUAAGUACCAUCUCACUGUGCAUAACCCCUACAGACCACUUGAGGGGCUCUUAAUAGAUAUAAAGACGAGAUGUAGGCAAUUUCCUGACCCCGAGAAGCUUCGAGUGCUGAUGGACGACUUUCUAGAUCGGACCUUGUUCACGGAUGCCAUGCUCCUCAUGGCACCUUCCCAGAUUGCCUUGACUGCUGUGCUUUAUGCUGCAAACAAAGCCCAGUCAAGUUAUGAUGCGUACGUUACGGAUGUCCUGUUCGCAAACAGUUCUAGGGAAACGCUACAACACAUACGGGACACGGUGAAAAGGCUUUGGCUGAUGGUAAAGAGCAUUGAAGUGCCUCAGAAGGACAAAGUCAAGGCUGCAGAACAGAAGCUGGAGGGAUGCCGGAACCAGGAGAAUAAUCCAGACAGCCAAGUAUACAAGAGGAAGCUACAAGAAAUGCUAGAUGACGAACCAGUCGAUACAGGGGCAAAGUAUGCCAGAUACUCGGAGGAUGAAAGGGUGGACGAAGAUGCAUUGGGAGGAACAGCACCAUUUGAUUCGCCAUAACGUUACAAUGUGCGACGUUUGUGAUAUUUUCUUAUCAGAUUGAACGAAUAAAUGUUUAUGCAACACU
Molecule: messenger RNA, 1384 nt
Organism: Ornithodoros turicata
Lineage: Eukaryota; Metazoa; Arthropoda; Arachnida; Ixodida; Argasidae
Gene: CycH
Product: cyclin-H-like
Exons: 10
Coding region: 319-1317 (332 amino acids)
Biological process (GO): regulation of cyclin-dependent protein serine/threonine kinase activity; regulation of transcription by RNA polymerase II; DNA-templated transcription
Cellular component (GO): nucleus; transcription factor TFIIK complex
Molecular function (GO): cyclin-dependent protein serine/threonine kinase regulator activity
Source: RefSeq, a predicted model, not a curated record